This is a messenger RNA of Condylostylus longicornis, 3165 nucleotides long. RefSeq lists its product as uncharacterized. The transcript is spliced from 4 exons. NCBI's taxonomy places the organism in Eukaryota, Metazoa, Arthropoda, Insecta, Diptera, Dolichopodidae. The record is from RefSeq and is a predicted model, not a curated record. Bases 1 to 3165 code for a protein of 1054 amino acids.
AUGCAAAACUACACAGAACAAGUAAUUAGUGCAGAGAAAUCCAAACUUUUUGAGAUGCAAAAUGAGGGUGUGUCUAUCAACUUUAUCGAAGCAUCAAUCAAAUCAUGUGAAGAUCGAGUGAAUCAAAUUUCCGACUUCCUUCUCUUGGCAACAUCAACGGGGGAAAAGCAUCAUUUGAUGGCAACAUUAUGUCAGCUUAAAUCCAUUCUACAGUAUAUGAAUGGAUUUAGAUCGAUGUUUAUGAGAAGAGGAGUAACAGGAAGCGGUCUCAAUCAACAACCAACAUCAGCAUCAGCAUCAACAUCAGCAUCAACAUCAGCAUCAACAUCAGCAUCAACAUCAGCACCAACAUCAACAUCAAAUUAUACUGUUGUAUGGGAAGAACUACCGAUCAAAGCUUUUGCAGGUAGAAUCAAAUCAUAUAUAAUUACCAAUAUUCAACACAUUGAUCCAAAGGAUUUUUUAAUUGAUUGUAAGAAACUUUUACUUAGAAAUUUACCAUACAUACUACAACAAUAUCAACAUAUAAAAAUGAAUGUAGUAUUUACUGGUGAAUUUAAGAAAGUUAAUGGAAAUGAUUCGGAUACUUCUAUUAAUAACACUAUAGAAGAAAUUAAAUACUUUGUUACCAAAAAUGUGGUAAUAUCUGAACAUGAAUGCGAUGAAGAAGAUUUAGAUGAAAAAAUAUCAAAAAAUAUUGUGCAAGUUUUAUUAAGAAAGCUGGAAGAAUUUCAAGAGCGGGACAGCGGUUGGACUUUGUCUGCAAUAAUUAACAUAAUAAUAAACAUUAAUAAAUUAUUCUUAAUAGUUGGCAGUGCUUAUAUACCAACUCCAGCAGAAUUAAUUGGCAAGCAUGCUAUUAUAAAUGUUCAAAAUAAGGACGAUGCUUGCUUUGCUUGGGCUAUUAUGUCAGCAUUAUAUCCUCAAAAAUAUCAUUCAUGUCUACCCACUAGUUAUCCCGAUUAUAAAGAAAAGUUAAAUUUACAAAAUUUAACAUUUCCAAUAUCAUUGAAGCAAAUACCUAUAUUUGAAAAAAACAACAAUUUAUCCAUUAAUGUAUAUUGUUUUCACAACCCAAAAAAUGAUAACAACUACAUUAAUUAUUAUGAUUUUGAUGAAGAUGAUGUUAAUACAAACAAAAGAAGAAAGGUGUUACCAUUAAGAAUAUCCAAGUAUAUUCACCAAGAUCGCAGACAUAUCAAUUUGCUUCUACUGGAAGAGAUACAGGAGGAUGAUAAUGAUAACAAUGAAAAUGAUAAAGUUGUUAUUCAGCAACAUUAUGUAUACAUAAAGGAUUUGUCUAAACUGUUAAGUAGUUCCAUCAAUUCUAAUGGGCAUAAAAAACACUUUUGCAACAGAUGUCUUCACUACUUUAAAAGUAAAGAAAAAUUGAUGAAACAUUCAGAAAACUGCUAUAAUCAAAAUAUGGGUAAGAUUGUUUUACCAGAUAAUAAAAAUAAUAUAGAAUGCAUAUUAGAACCCAUUGGCAAUGAAAAUAGUGAAAAUAGUGAAAUUAAUAAUAGUUGUUAUCAGGAACAUAUACCAUGUUCCAUUGGCUUUUAUAUAAAAACAUCUUUUCCAUCGAGUUAUAAUGUUUAUAAUAGUUAUCGAGGGGAAGAUUGUAUUAAAUGGUUUAUGAAUGAAUUAGAUCUGAUAGCAACUUUAAUAUCAUCUGAUAUUGUAUCACCCGUCAAAAUGAAUUUGACGAGUGAUGAUCAUUUUAAUUUCAUUCAAGCCCGUACUUGUCACAUUUGUGAACAAGAGUUUGUUAAUGAUGAUAAAAAUAAUUAUAAAGUCAGAGAUCACUGUCACUUUACUGGACAGUACAGAGGGGCUGCACAUAAUAUGUGCAAUUUGAGAUAUGUGGAUGAUUUGUGUAUACCAAUAAUUUUUCAUAAUUUAUCGUCCUAUGAUUCUCACUUUCUGAUAAAAGAAAUUGUUGAUCUUUCUAAUAGAAUAUCUGUAGUACCAAAAAACAAAGAAAAAUAUACGGCAUUUACGGUAUUAGUCAACAAUUACUUAUUAAAACGAAAGGGCGUCUAUCCUUACGAUUAUAUAAGUAAUUUUGAUAAGUUUUUCGAGGAAAAGUUACCCGAAAAACAUUGUUUUUAUAAUAAAUUAAAUAAAAGCAACAUAAGUGACAACGAUUAUCUUCAUGCCCAGAAUGUAUGGAGAGAAUUUGAAAUAAGAAACUUGGGUGAUUAUUCUGAUCUUUAUUUAAAAACAGAUGUUCUACUUUUAGCUGAUAUUUUUGAGAAUUUUAGAGUUAGUUCUUUAAAUACUCAUAAACUAGACCCCGCUCACUAUAUAACAAUUCCUUCCUAUACGUGGGAUGCGAUGCUGAAAUUUACAAAUGUCAAAUUAGAAUUAUUGACUGAUAUUGAUAUGUUACUAUUUAUUGAGCGGGGUAUUAGAGGUGGCUUGACACAAGUUAGUAAAAGACAUUCAAUCGCAAAUAAUCCAUAUUUACCUGAAUAUGAUUCAUCUGUUCCUAAUAAAUACUUAAUGUAUUGGGAUAUCAAUAAUCAAUAUGGUUAUGCAAUGUCUCAAUUUUUACCAACAGGUAAUUUUAAAUGGGUAAAAGAUAUUAAGAUUUUUACGGAAAAUUUCAUUACUUCAAUUCAAGAUGACUCACCUACAGGUUACUUUUUUGAAGUAGAUUUACAAUAUCCUAAAGAACUACAUGAUCUACAUUCAGAUAUUCCAUUCUGUUGUCAGUCCAUGACAAUAAAUAAUUCUAAUCAAAAGAAAUUACUUGCUACCCUUUAUGACAAAGAAAAAUAUGUAAUUCAUUAUAGAGCAUUAAAGCAAGCAUUAUUAUUUGGUUUAAAAUUAAAGCAUAUACACGCUGUCCUUGAAUUCAGUCAAUCACCUUGGCUUAAGCCAUAUAUUGAUUUUAAUACAAAAUUACGAGCUGCAUCAACUAAUGAUUUUGAUAGUUCACGUUUUAAACUAUAUAAUAAUGGUUGUUAUGGAAAAUCAAUGGAGAAUACAAGAAAAUAUGCUCGAGUAAAACUAGCAACACAAUGGGGAGGGCGUUAUGGUGCUAAAUCAUUAAUAGCAUCACCAUAUUUUAAAAAUUGCACAAUCUUCAACGAAAAUUUGAUAGCGGUUGAAUUGAAUAAUGCCGAAAUAUACUGCAAUAAACCAAUUUUCAUAGUUUAA